This is a messenger RNA of Penicillium malachiteum, 1503 nucleotides long. RefSeq names its product mannitol dehydrogenase family protein. The transcript has a single exon. The record is from RefSeq and is a predicted model, not a curated record. Bases 1 to 1503 code for a protein of 500 amino acids. Lineage: Eukaryota; Fungi; Ascomycota; Eurotiomycetes; Eurotiales; Aspergillaceae. Gene Ontology annotation, molecular function: mannitol dehydrogenase activity.
AUGCAAACUCUCAAGCUUAACACCAGCAACUUGGCGCGAAUUGCGGCCGGUAGAACACCUAUCAGCAUCCCAAAAUAUCCACGAGGCCCCGCCAUCAAGGAGGGUAUCGUUCACAUUGGUGUGGGUGGUUUCCACCGUGCUCACCUGGCCUACUAUGUCGACCAGUUGAUGCGCCAGGGUAUCACUGAUUGGGCAAUUUGUGGUGUUGGUCUACAACCCUUCGAUGCUGGCAUGCGUGAUGCUUUGAGAUCUCAAGACCAUAUGUACACUCUCAUUGAGCGCUCUGCUAAGGGAAGCUCUGCCAGUAUCAUUGGUAGCAUCAAUUCUUACCUCUUCGCCCCUGAUGACCGAGAAGCCGUUAUCGCCAAGAUGGCACACCCUGAUACCCACAUCGUUUCCCUCACCAUCACCGAGAGCGGAUAUUUCUACAAUGAGAAUACACACGAACUGCAAAGCGAUCACCCUGAUAUCAAGUUCGAUCUUGACCCCGCCAACGAAAAUGCCCCACGUACCACAUUUGGUUUCCUCUACGCUGCCAUGGCCCGUCGUUAUCAGCAAGGGUUGAAGCCUUUCACAGUUAUGUCUUGUGAUAAUAUGCAGAAGAAUGGUGCUAUCACAAGGCAUAUGCUGGACUCGUUCGCACGCAUCCGUAACCCUGACCUCGCAAAGUGGAUCUCUGAGAAAGGCCACUUCCCCAACGCCAUGGUCGACCGUAUCACACCUCAGACAUCUGCCAAGGAUAAGGAAGAUCUUGCGGAGAACUUCGGUGUUGAAGAUUCCUGGCCUGUUGUUACAGAGCCUUUCACUCAGUGGGUCAUUGAAGAUCACUUCUCCGACGGCCGUCCACCAUUUGAGAAGGUUGGAGUCCAGGUGGUGAAGGAUGUACACGCUGUGGAGGAGUUUGAGAAACACAAGCUUCGUCUCUUGAACGGUAGUCACUCUGCCAUUGGAUACCCUGGUCAACUUGCAGGCUUCAAAUACGUCCACGAGGUCAUGCAGGAUCCCUUCUUUAGCAAGUUUGUUUGGCAGAUGAUGCAAGAGGAAGUGAGACCAUCACUACCUUCCAUUCCCGGUGUUGACCUUGACGUUUACACUAAGACCUUGAUUGAGCGUUUCUCCAACCCCACGAUUAUGGACCAACUGCCUCGUAUCUGCCUUAACGCUUCUGGAAAGGUUCCACAAUUCAUUAUGCCCUCGAUUGCCGAAGCCAUUUGGGUAAAAGGCCCCUUCCGCCGUUUGUGCUUCGUUGCAGCCGCCUGGUUCCACUAUGUGAGGGGUGUUGAUGACAAUGGCAACAAAUUCGAAGUCGACGAUCCUAUGCGUGAGCUACUUCAAGCUAAGGCUAUUGCUGGAGGCACAAACCCGGCCGAGCUGCUUAGCAUCGGAAACCUCUUUGGUGAUGACUUGCGUUCUGACAAGCGAUUCUUGGCAACAGUCACUGCUGCAUUGGAAGACAUCAGUCGGGAUGGUAUCCUGAAGACUAUUCCUAAGUAUGUUGAUUAA